AUGGCUGAAGAGCACAGAUUAGACAUAGUGUCCACCUCAGAUCAAACACAGAAGGCGGAAGAAAAGAAAUUACACUUUAAUUUGAUUCGCAACUAUCCUCAGAAGAACGCUGAGAUCCUCAGCAGCCAGUAUGGCUUCAAUAUCUUCCUGGUGGGGCUUUUGCUGAUGUUCGCAUGGGCCAUCCAUGCAGUUGGGAUAACAGACAGAGAUCUCCUCUCCUAUCUGAUAACACUGAUGCUCAUUCAGUUGGUCUGGAUGCUCUGGUAUAUAUUUGGGAGCUACUCUCAGAGAAGGACAAUCAUAGAGAAAGAUACGGAUGCUGGAGCCAGGUGGCUACGAUGUGGCAUCACGCUAUUUGCAGUCAUCACCCUUAUUUUGGAUUCCUUCAAAAUUGGCUACUUCAUUGGGUUCUCUGAGUGUUUAUCAAUAACAGAGGGGAUAUUUCCAGUGACUCACACCAUCCACACACUUCUACAGGUAUACUUUUUAUGGUUCCACGCUAAAGAUGUCAUACAGUCCUUUAAAACUCUUGAAAGGUUUGGUUUGAUCCAUGCUGUGUUUACGAACCUUCUUCUCUGGGCUAAUGGCAUACUAACAGAAUCAAAGCACCAACUGAAUGAGCACAAGGAAAGGCUCAUUACUCUUGGCUUUUCCAACAUUACAAUGGAUCACCAUACACCAGAAUGCAACUGCACAUCAAACGUGUGUUCCAUAUUUUCACAAGGAAUAUACUACUUAUAUCCAUUCACUAUUGAGUAUCAUAUAUUAGCCUCUACAAUGUUGUAUGUCCUAUGGAAGAAUAUUGGGCGCCAUGUAAAACACCAACAGCAGCAGAAGAUUCACUUCAAGUUCCAUGGUAUAACAGCCGGCACCAUACUGGGGCUGAUUGUCCUUACAACUACCAUCGCUGUCCUGGUUGUGUAUCUCAUCCAGAUUGGACGUUCAAAGAGCAAAAGUGAACUGGCCCUAACCAUGUUUUAUUUAUUUGCCAUUACAGUAUUGACACUCAUGUGUACAUCUGGGAUUAUUGGACUUAUCAUAUACAGACUGGAGAAUAAGUCAUUAGAUAACACUGAAAGCCCAGCCAAGAAGUUGGACUCAGAUCUUCUGGUUGGUUCAGCUUGUGGGUCUUGGUUAAUCUCAUGGGGAUCUAUCUUGGCUAUUAUUUGUGCAGAGACCCGCCCUGAAUACUCAUGGUACAACUUACCUUAUUCCAUCCUGGUAAUUAUUGAAAAAUACAUACAGAACCUUUUCAUCAUUGAGUGUAUACACAGGAAAGAAGAAGAACCGAUAGAUGGUCGAACUCUUGAAAAAAUAUUUUCCAUGUCCAGCAGAAGUACUUUGUCCCUGACACCUUCAUAUGAAGUUUUCAAUGAGUCAGUCACUAUCUGUAGCAAGGAAUUUCCUUACAUGUCCAAUUCCGAACUGUCUUUAGGAGAAGCCUCAGCAGAGGACAAAAAGAGUCAAGAAAACAAUAAUUCCAUUAGACUUUCUCCAUCAGCUAUUGCUUUACAGGCAGCAAGAUCAGAGAAACUUAACAAAAAAAGAAGAGUCCUUAAGAAUAUUGCAGCAUUUCUCUUCCUUUGUAAUAUUUCGCUCUGGAUCCCACCUGCCUUUGGUUGCCGUCCUCAGUAUGACAAUGGCUUGGAGGAAGUCGUGUUUGGUUUUGAACCUUGGAUAACAGUAGUUAACCUUGCCAUGCCCUUCUCUAUCUUUUACCGAAUGCAUUCAGCCUCUUCAUUAUUUGAAGUAUAUUAUCGGGCUGUGCAGCGUCGCGGACUCGAGGGCUUCCUAACCCCCCGGUCCGCCGACGUCAUCAGGGAACUCCCCCUGCCGCAUCAUAAGCGCCAGCAAUACGGAAGACUGGCGUUCCAAUAUCCUGAUAGGAACGCCAGACGGAUACGGGAGACCACCGCAGCACUCGCCACAUACCUGGACUCUGGAUCGGGCCCCUAG
Nanorana parkeri is the source of this 1956-nucleotide messenger RNA. Its product is annotated as otopetrin-1-like. The record is from RefSeq and is a predicted model, not a curated record. Lineage: Eukaryota; Metazoa; Chordata; Amphibia; Anura; Dicroglossidae. Gene Ontology annotation, molecular function: proton channel activity. Gene Ontology annotation, biological process: inner ear morphogenesis; proton transmembrane transport. Bases 1 to 1956 code for a protein of 651 amino acids. The transcript is spliced from 7 exons. Gene Ontology annotation, cellular component: membrane.